Tetrahymena thermophila SB210 is the source of this 1362-nucleotide messenger RNA. RefSeq names its product fructose-1,6-bisphosphatase, cytosolic protein. NCBI's taxonomy places the organism in Eukaryota, Ciliophora, Oligohymenophorea, Hymenostomatida, Tetrahymenidae. Gene Ontology annotation, cellular component: cytoplasm. The record is from RefSeq and is a predicted model, not a curated record. Gene Ontology annotation, molecular function: fructose 1,6-bisphosphate 1-phosphatase activity. Gene Ontology annotation, biological process: fructose metabolic process; sucrose biosynthetic process; gluconeogenesis. The transcript is spliced from 5 exons.
AUGGGUGCAGCUUGUUCGUGUAAAGACCAUUUUAGUUUUAGUUUAAAAAAGGAUGAUAAAAGCGAGAUUUAGAUCCACUACACAACAACGACUGAUAGAAAGGAAAGCGCAGAUAACAAUAAUAGUUAGAAGAAAGAGAAGGGAAGUAGCGAUGAAGAAAUUAAUGAAGAAGAAGAAGAAAUUAAAGAUUUACCUGUGCCUGAUAAUUAGAAAAGCGAGUUUUAAAUUAGUAAAGAGUAAUAGAAUGAAGGUUUUACGUACUUGCCAUUUUAGACCAAGAAUAAGGAGUGUGUAACUCUUACAAAGCAUUUACUCACUAAAAAGAUAUCGACUUAUUUAAAAGAUUCAUUUUUAGACUUUACUUUGAUUUUGUCAUAGCUGUAGCAAGGUUUUAUACAAAUUUAAGAUAGGAUAUCAAGGAGACAUUUUUAUUACACAGGGGAGAAAGCUAGAGACAAUAAGCUUCUGUUAGAUGAUUGCUGUCAGCUUUUUGAAGAUGUCCUUAGAGAAAGUGAAUUAUGUUGUGUGACCUAUUGCAUAAAAAGAGAUAAAUUAGAAAAAUAUAUUGGUGAAAAUUCAUCAAACGCUAAAUAUGUUAUUAUGUUUACAGGAUUAGAUAAUUAAGUAGAUCCAGAGAAUAACUGUGGAUCUCUAUUUGCUAUUUGGAAGAGAAAUACAACCAAAUUUCGUCCACUUUCAGAAAAAGAAGAUAUUUUAUAAAGUUGUAGCAGUAUUAUUGCCAGUGGUUACUGCAUGUAUGGUUAAUGUAUGAACCUUAUUUUAGCAAUUAACACGGAUGUUAAUGGAUUUUCAUAUGAUGUAAGUUAAAAAGAAUUCAUUUUGACCCACCCUAAAAUAAAAGCAGCUCAGAGAACAGGCAUUCUUUCAGUAGAUACAUCGAAAGAGUCAGGUUGGGAGCCUCCCAUAAAAAUAUUUAUAAACCGUAAAUACCAAAAAAAAGACAAAAAGCUAAGUCUUAGAUAUACAGGAUCUCUUGUCGCUGAUGCUCAUAGAACACUUUUAUACGGAGGUAUUUUAAUGUAUCCUCUGACUAAUCCAAAUUCUGAAGGAGAUGUGAGUUUGAUUGAGGCAUUCAUCCUUGGUUAUAUAUUUGAAAAGUCUUGGGGGAGAGCAAGUCAAGGAGAAGGUGGUUCUGUUACUUAGAUGAAACUGUACAACUUAUAAUAAAAAACACAAUUUUAUUGUGGAACCUCUGCUGAAGUAGUAGAAUUAGAAAAUGUAUAUUUAUCAAUAGCACGUCGCCAAUCAAUAAAUAAAUCAAUAGCUUCUAGAUUUUCAUCCAACCAAAGCAUAGGCUUAAAUGGUUCUCUAGAUUUAUCAGUAAAAAGUGUACAUUCCUGA